CUGGUUGUCUUAGCCACAAGUUACAAGUAUUUUACUAUUUAUUUAUUAAAUCAUUCACUACAGUUGAUGAAGUUCAAAAUACAACGCAAACAAAAUACAAGUGGGUGAAGUAUAGCCUGGUAAUUGAAACAGGUAUAACAAUGAAUGUUAUGCUCAUUGGUAGAAGUUAUGGCAAAUCUUCCUGUAAAAGUACUUUGAUGGCAGGAGUUGUACCAUCUCAUUGCAAGGAUUCUAUACUUGGAUAUGAGCUUAAAGAUAGAGAUUUUAUUAAUGUAUUUGAGGCGCCAUCUGUUGAAGACAUUUGUAUUUUUGAAGAAAUGAUCAGAUUUCAUAAUUACACAAAAGAAGUUAUGAAUAGAAUUGGAGUAUGUAUUAAUGCUUUCUUAAUUGUGCUAAGGUAUGGUUUAAGAUACACCAAGCAGGAUCAUGACUUACUUACACAUUUAAAUGAAUAUUUUGGACAUGAUUUCUUAAGAAAAUAUUGUAUUGUUUUGUUUACACACGGUGAUAUUUUCAGUGAUGAUUAUAAAUUGUGUACAUUUCAAGAAUGGUGUGAUUGGCAAGAUGGCUACCUGGAACUUUUGUAUAAGGCUUGCAACAAACGGUUUAUGUUGAUGUGUAAUAAAGGUGAAGACAUUACAAAACAGCAAUGUCGUAAUAACGUGUUGGCAUUGGUGAAUCAAUUAAGUUUUAAACAAGAACCGUUCACAUUGGAAAAUUUUAGAAACAACAAACCAGUUCGUGAAAGGCUGUUACUCUCCCUACCAUCAACAUCUAAAGUACAAGUCAUUGCAGUGAUUUUUGCUGGCUUUUGUCAAGAAGUAGAAGACAUGUUAGAGGCAGAUAACAUAGACAUCGCUGAUAGACUACAACACAGAGCUCGCUAUCUGAAGGAUAGGUUAACUGAAGAAAUAUCUCAGUUCAAGAGGGCGUUUGAAAAACCGAAGCUUGAGAUGGAGAAAAACAUGACCGAUCUAUAUAACGUUGAUUAUAGUCUUCAUGUUGUGGGGGAUAUAAUCAGCCGCUGUCAGUUAAAUAAAAUGUCAUUUAUAUUUGCAAAAAAUAUUGUAACAGCAUUUCGUAAAGAAUUUGAAAUCUAAAAGAAUACUUUAAAGAAUAAUAAUCUCAAUUAUUUUUGUUAUUGUAUAAUAAAACUUUAGUCAGUAGGCCUGUACAAUUUUGAUACAUAAUGUAAAAAAUGAAAAUUAGUUAUUGUUAUUAAGGUAAGAUGAAAUAGAUCUUUUAUUUUCAACAUGUGUACAAUUAUUUUCAAUGUAAUAUUACUUUUGUUUUCACAAUAUGUCAACCUUCAGUGUAACAUUAUUAUUUCCAACAUUUAUUGACUUUCAGUGUAACUUAACUAUUUUCAAAAUAAUAUUACU
Molecule: messenger RNA, 1382 nt
Organism: Physella acuta
Lineage: Eukaryota; Metazoa; Mollusca; Gastropoda; Physidae
Molecular function (GO): GTP binding
Source: RefSeq, a predicted model, not a curated record